This is a messenger RNA of Fusarium sp. VM40, 2409 nucleotides long. Lineage: Eukaryota; Fungi; Ascomycota; Sordariomycetes; Hypocreales; Nectriaceae. The record is from the annotation of a GenBank genome assembly.
AUGAGUUCAAACGACGGCAACAGCUUCGAAGCUGUUCGAAGACCACGGCCUAGGUCCACCAUCUUCGAAGGCUUCAUGCACCGUCGUCAAGCAUCUACCGACAUCCAUUCCACAAACAGUCCUUUCGACGGCCCCGUCUCUCCCAUACAGCCCAAGAUUAUGGCUUUUGAGAACUACUCCAACCCAGGCGCUUUGGCGGAACUUCAAUACAACCAGCAAGAGUCUUCUGCCCGCCUCCCACGACAGCAAGAUCGUGACCGAUCACAGUCACCGAUCAAGAGCAGCUUUGGAAACCUCACCGUCAUAACAGCACCGGGCAAAGAUCCCAAGGGGGGGAAAUCUCGAGAUCCCUCACCUACGAAACCGAAAAGACCCAAGUCAACAACAAACCUCGCCGGGCUGCUCAGGCCCAAGACGCUGCGAAAUUUGGGGAAAUUUGGAUCAGACGAUAACGUCAAUUCAACCAAGGACAAGGAAAACAGAACACCCGAAGAGCCUGUACAUGCUCCCCCACCGCCGCCUAUAUACUCCCAAUUUGCAUCCAGACCACUCCUCCAACAGUCACAAAGCGGACGUCGAAGUGUGGAUGAAGCAAGACCGCCGGCUCUGGACCUUCACACAAGCAACCGAGUCGCCGUCAAAGAGCGGCCGAAGUCAUAUCAUCCGAUACUAGGUCGAAUAGAACCACCUCCAUCACCAACAAAACCACGCGCUUCUAAUGACUCUCGAAAGGGAUCAAAGGACUCGACCGAGGGUAAGAGCAAGAGCGGUCGAGGUAAGGUCAUGAGCGUUUUUACUACAUUCAACCAUAGUCGAUCCAAGUCAACAUCGAACGUUCCUGCACCCGGGGAACGAGUGCUUGACCCCAAGGAUAUCGACAAGCACCUUGAGGCCAUGCUGGAUCGCCGAAACAUUCCCGAGAACCAGAGAUACAAAAUGAGAAACCUGAGCGACACCAUCAAGAUGGAAUUCAUUCGCCAGGACUGGGCCGAGUCACGAGGCUCUAGAACAGAUAGGCCCUGCUCGACUGAUAGUGCCGACAGUGGCAUGGCUAUCGAAGCAAGCACACAGAACGAGGAGAAGCCAAAGCGAUCACGAGGCAAAAGUUUCACUCUCUCACGAGGAAGAAAGGAGCCCAAGGAACCCAGCUCACCAAUUAAAAAGUCAAAGGGUGAGGGAACACUCGGCCGCCAUUUCAGAAGCAAGUCUACAGACAGCGUAAUCAGUGAAGGCCCUCCUGGAUCGAGCGGUUCAGUCUCUAAUUCCGGGAUCCUCUCCAAAAUGAAAUUCAACCAAGGACCGGGCGAUUAUGUGGCGUACCUUAGAAAGGUCCAGAAGCCACAGCUGGUCGAGGUCGGGAAGGUUCACAAGCUCCGACUGCUUCUCAGAAACGAGACAGUUGCAUGGAUUGAGGAUUUUAUUCAGUUGGGUGGUAUGAAGGAGAUCGUAGGCCUCCUCAACCGCAUCAUGGAGGUCGAAUGGAGGGAGGAACAUGAAGAUGCGCUUUUGCACGAAAAUCUUCUCUGCCUCAAGGCGUUGUCGACAACGGCUCGCGCCAUGCAAUACAUUGACACGAUCCAACGUGAUCUCUUUCCUAAGCUCCUUCACAUGCUAUUCGACCCAGAGAGGAAGGGUCCAAGCGAGUUCACCACCCGUAACAUCAUCACCUCUGUCUUGUUCACAUACAUCGAGUCUGCUGCCCCUGCGGAACGUGUCACACGAGCUCAGAGCAUCCUAUCGCACCUGAGAGAUCCCGAGCCAAAGGAGGAUCAACGCCCCUUACCAUUUGUCUUGGAGAUGAGACAGGAAAGGCCUUACCGUGUUUGGAAUAAGGAGGUCGUCAGCGUCACUAAAGAAGUAUUCUGGAUCUUCCUUCACAACGUUAACGUUGUAUCUCUUCCUUCGGAACGACUUUCGACUGCCGACCCUGCACCCGGUCCGUACAGCUACAUGCUUCGACAUUUCCCUCAAGAGCGCCCCCCGGUUCCCGCGGCACCAUACGUGGGCGGAGUCGAAUGGGAUGCUACCAACUACCUUGCUUCUCACCUAGACCUCCUGAACGCCAUUUUGGCCUGCACACCUACCACCAAGGAGCGCAACAAUCUCCGGGCGCAGUUUCAAAUUUCGGGAUGGGAGCGGUGCCUAGGCGGCAGCCUACGACUCUGUAAAGAGAAGUUCUAUGGAAGUGUGCAUGACGGCCUUCGAACAUGGGUCGCAGCAGCGGUGGACGAUGGCUGGGAUGUCAAGGAUGUGCGUUACGGGCCGCCCCCAGCCGCUCGGGCUUCGCCAAAGAAAAACGGUGGUCAAAAGAAGCCAGUAGAGGCGGCGCCAAAGAUUGAGAUGCCGAAGCUUGAUUUUGGGCUGGAUAAGCCUUCCACUCCAAGUAAGGUGAAGGAUGCGUGGCUGUGA